GAAGUGCUCGUGGGCCUCCUACAUGACCAACUCGCCCACGCUCAUCGUGAUGAUCGGGCUGCCCGCCCGCGGCAAGACCUACGUGUCCAAGAAGCUCACGCGCUACCUCAACUGGAUCGGCGUCCCCACCAAAGUGUUUAACCUUGGAGUGUAUCGCCGCGAGGCAGUCAAGUCUUACAAGUCCUACGAUUUCUUCAGGCACGAUAACAAAGAAGCCAUGGAAAUCCGCAAACGCUGUGCCUUGGUGGCUCUGGAAGAUGUGAAAGCGUAUCUCCUGGAGGAGUGUGGGCAGAUAGCUGUGUUUGAUGCAACCAACACAACUCGAGAAAGACGGGAUCUGAUCUUAAAUUUUGCUAAAGAAAAUGCUUUUAAGGUGUUUUUUGUGGAGUCCGUUUGUGAUGAUCCAGAAGUCAUUGCUGCCAAUAUCCUGGAAGUGAAAGUCUCCAGUCCAGAUUACCCAGAGAGAAACAGAGAGAAUGUGAUGGACGAUUUCCUGAAGAGGAUAGAGUGCUACAAAGUUACUUACCAGCCUCUUGAUCCCGAUGAGUACGACAGAGAUCUUUCCUUCAUUAAAGUGAUCAAUGUGGGACAGCGGUUCCUAGUAAACAGAGUCCAAGAUUACAUCCAGAGUAAAAUCGUCUAUUACCUAAUGAACAUUCAUGUCCAGCCACGUACCAUCUACCUUUGCCGACAUGGUGAGAGUGAAUAUAAUCUUGUCGGCAAGAUUGGUGGGGAUUCUGGUCUGUCACCACGUGGGAAGCAGUUUGCCCAGGCACUUAAGAAGUUCAUUGAAGAGCAGGAAAUUGUUGAUCUGAAGGUUUGGACAAGCCAGCUGAAAAGGACAAUUCAGACAGCUGAGUCUUUGGGGGUCACUUAUGAGCAGUGGAAGAUCCUGAAUGAGAUUGAUGCUGGGGUAUGUGAAGAAAUGACCUAUGCAGAAAUUGAAGCCAAGUAUCCAGAGGAGUUUGCCUUGAGGGAUCAGGAGAAAUAUCUUUAUCGCUACCCUGGAGGAGAGUCCUACCAGGACUUGGUCCAGCGCCUGGAGCCAGUAAUUAUGGAGCUGGAACGUCAGGGCAACGUCCUCGUUAUCUCCCACCAGGCGGUUAUGAGGUGCCUCUUGGCUUAUUUUCUUGACAAGAGUGCAGAUGAAUUACCCUAUCUGAGGUGUCCUCUUCAUACCAUUUUCAAACUCACUCCAGUUGCAUACGGUUGUAAAGUGGAAACAAUUACCCUGAAUGUUGAAGCAGUAAACACCCACCGUGACAAACCUUCUUUGAAUUCAAACAACCUUCCCACGAGCCAAACCCCUGUAAGGAUGAGAAGAAACAGCCUUACACCGCUGGCCAGUGCGGACACAAUAAAGCGCCCAAGAAAUUACAGUGUUGGGAGCAGGCCUCUCAGUCUACUGGGGUCUUUCCUAUUCCUGGAAGCUCAAGAUGAGGCAGAUCAGCCACGGCUGCAACCUCAAGUGGGAAGUGCUUGCCUAGGAUGGCUGCUUUAACGGUGUAGAGGUUUCUGGUCUCAUCCUGAGCACGGCUGGGAUUUGCACAGAUAUCCCCGUGGGCAGAAGCUCUCCUUGGACUCGUGUGCCUUGUGACUCCUGGAAGCGCCGCAGCCGCCACCGUCCCCAGGCACCUGCAAGCACAGUGAGCCGGUUGGCACUUCGGCCAGUAACGUUGCUUGAAAUAUAUUUUAAAGCUUUUCUGUGAUUAUUUUCGUCUCUUUUUAUUUGUAAAUGCUGAAAUGCCUGUCAAUGGGACUGAAGGAAAUUUGUUAUGAAGGUUUUCAAGUUGUUUUAAUGUGUGUGUAUGUGCGUUGGGCAGCAGGCCAUGUGUGCUCUAACGUAUUCCUGCUUUUAUUUAAUUCUCAUUGUCAUUUAAGUUCACGCACAGUUACUCAGUGUUAUUUAACUGUUGAAAUAGGUCCAGAUAUCCCCUUUUCUUUUUCCUUUUUUUUGAUCUGAAGCACUACAUCUGGGCAUGUUCUUAUGUUUUGGGAAGGCUCUUUGAGCCUAGCAUAACAAAAGCCCCUGGUAAAGUCAGGUAAUCUUUAUGAAGUUUAUCACGCUGAGGAGCAGCAAAAGGGAAAAAUUGCUAUUUUGUAGAAAGAGCCAAAUUACCAGUGCUGUUCAAAUCCUGCUUUAGCUUUGCACUCUGUUUUAAGCCUCAUCCCAUCACUUGUUUUCCUAGGGUUUGGCAGAAGCUUUUCCAUGUCUUAAAACAGAUAUAGUUCUGUUAUUCUAUAGCAUGUCAUAUGAGCUUCUAGAUUCUCCAUUUACCAUCCUGUUCCACCUACUUUACCCAAAACCUCUGAAAAUCAGUGUGAAUGCGUGUGCCCACGUGCUCCUUUGCGAAUAUCUGCAACCCUAGGGCUCAGCUUGGGCUGCAGAGAGCAGUUGAGUAACAUUCAUUCCCAAACGUAUUUUCUAUUUUUCAACUUAUUUUUCACUCCUAUUAUUAUCCUUUUAAAGACAAAAUUGUCCGAGUUGUUAUCCUAAAGAAAUGGAAGUUUAGAUACAUAAAUAGGAGCACCAUUUUUAUUAGGUAUUAUGCCUGUCUCCAGUGACUUAAGCAGGAUUUACAGGAGCCCCAGAAUUUCUGAGAUCAAAAUUGCUUGUUUUAAUUGUAUAAAUAAACAUUGGACAUGCCUAAAGUAGGUGUGUAUGCUUGAAAAAUGCAGAGCAGGAAGUUAAGAGGAGUCUCUUUUUGCCUCUACUGCCAAGGAGCCCAGUUGGGAGCCUGAGGUUUUUCCGUGGAAUUGCAAGAGCUCCGACCCAAUUGUUUUAAUCACUCCCAGUAUUUUAACUUGGCAAUGCUGUAAUGGGGAAGAGCUUAAGGGUAUGUUGGGCUUGGCAACUGCUCUGUAGAGAGCUGAAACUUGCAGUGGGUGGGAAAAUUUGAUUUUUUUUUUCUUUUUUUACUAGUUCUGUGUGAUCUUACCGCUGAAAGGCAGGUUUGUUGCUGCCCUCUGCCAAGUUAGCAGCAGCAAUUCUUUGUUUUAAACGUUAGCUUGCUCAGGAAUGAGCUAGGAAAAGGGAAAGAAACUAUUGUGAAGGAAGAGAUUCACAGUCUGCUGCCAGGGGAUGUUCCCUGCCGCUUCCUAGAGUGAUUCUCUAAUUGCCUGAACUUGCACCUGAGCAGCCUUUCUGCUUCUAACAAUAAAUCCUCCCUCUCUGCAGGGAACACAAAUGAAACCAUGCCCUAAGUUGCUUGUGCACAAUCCACUGUAAGAACGUUAUACAGAAGGAUUAUAUUUGUGUCAUUACCUAGUUAAUGUUUAUAACAAAAAUAUAUUUUUACAUGCCAGAAUCCCUGUAUGUAGCUGCUAAUAUGUUGGCAGUGCUAACUCUUUAAUCACUGCUGAAAAUCCGUUCUGCGACAGAAAUUUUGCAUUUGACUCCCGUCCCGUUCCUACCCAGCAGCUACUUGCUUGGGCAGCCACCUUAUUGGCGGGGGCAGAGCCUGUUGCCUCCAUCUGCAGGAGUCAGUUUGUGCCUCUGGGCUUUGGCUAAAGCCUAAAUAUCAUUCUGUUCUUUAUUUUAACUUCCAAAGGGUGCAAUUACAUCUGUGGAGCAGAGCACGGGCGAAUGGGUGCUGCUCCGUCCUCUGCAGUGACCCUGCUCUCCUCGCGGGGAUGCAGCUGGCUCAUAAAUACGCCUGAUGUUGGGGCUGGGUUGGCAGUGCCAGGGAGGGCACAGGUCUCCCCUGCCUGAAACCUGCCAGCCGGCGUUUUGUGCCAGGCAGUUCCUUGAAAUCACAUGACUUCCAUGGCAUUAUUCGUGCAAAUACUCCAGAAUAAAUAAAGAUUGCACAAUUUACCUGAAUGGAAAGAUAGAGGCUUGCGCGCUCAGUUAUGGCAGAGUAGCCUUCCUCUGCUAGGCAUGCAGAGCCUGUUCCAAACCCUGCCGUGGGGGGUGAGAGGUUGCAGUUGGCUGUGUUAUGUGGUUAGCA
Messenger RNA from Nothoprocta perdicaria, 3950 nucleotides. It is a transcript of the gene PFKFB2, whose product is annotated as 6-phosphofructo-2-kinase/fructose-2,6-biphosphatase 2. Bases 23 to 1501 code for a protein of 492 amino acids. NCBI's taxonomy places the organism in Eukaryota, Metazoa, Chordata, Aves, Tinamiformes, Tinamidae. Gene Ontology annotation, cellular component: cytosol. Gene Ontology annotation, molecular function: fructose-2,6-bisphosphate 2-phosphatase activity; 6-phosphofructo-2-kinase activity; ATP binding. The transcript is spliced from 16 exons. The record is from RefSeq and is a predicted model, not a curated record. Gene Ontology annotation, biological process: fructose metabolic process; fructose 2,6-bisphosphate metabolic process.